Messenger RNA from Neolamprologus brichardi, 2546 nucleotides. RefSeq names its product neurexophilin 1 (gene nxph1). Lineage: Eukaryota; Metazoa; Chordata; Actinopteri; Cichliformes; Cichlidae. Gene Ontology annotation, molecular function: signaling receptor binding. The record is from RefSeq and is a predicted model, not a curated record.
UGUCUGCCCACAAACCAGAAACACAUGCUCAGCAUCUAAGCAGGCUUCAGUCACCUUGACUCACUUCUGCUAGCAUGAGCGAGAGUCUCCCUGGUUGUGUUGUAGCAGCGCGUUAUAAAGCAGAAAGCCUCGCCAUUCCUUUCAGAUCGGAACGCUCCAACCGCUGAGCGUGCUGGCCAUUAGACAGUCAAGACCUGAACGUGCUCACAACUAUGACCCUCCUGCUCCCUCCACCUGGAUUAACUCUUAAGUAAGCGCUGGUUGUCGCUACCUGGUCCCUCUAACGUCAAGCCGCGGCAGCAGCCUCACCGGCCGAUCGAUCCUGUUCCCAAUCUGCAACUCUCUGCUUUGUUCUCUUGCCAUGGGGUUCGUUGUUUCCUUGUUGCCUGGGCAGCUGAUGGGCUUGAUUGUGCUGUGAAGUGGAUACAAGGUGGAUUUAUGGUCGUCAAAGCCGAAACUACCAUCCGAGGGAAAUUAGUGGAAGUUUGAGCUCCGGGAGGAUGCAGGUGACGUGUUGGUGCGCCGUGUUCCUUCUGACGCCUGCGCUUUACCUGGUUGCAAGUGCUCAUCCUUCAAAGUCAGACAUUGUCAAAUCAGGAAAUCUGAAAUCCACGCUUAAGCAUAUAUGGACACAAAGUAAUAAGGAAAUGUCCAUCAGUAGGCUGCUAUCACAGACUCUACAAGGCAAGGAGAACAGCACAGCUUUGGAUCUUCACUAUGACACUCCAGAGCCCUAUUUGGAGCAGGAUCUUUGGGAUUGGCUGAGAAAUUCCACGGACCUGCAGGACUCACGACCACGGGCUAAGCGGCGGCCUAUGGUCAAGACAGGAAAGUUUAAGAAGAUGUUUGGCUGGGGGGACUUCCAUUCAAACAUUAAGACAGUUAAACUUAACCUGCUAAUCACUGGUAAGAUUGUAGAUCAUGGAAACGGCACCUUCAGUGUCUACUUUCGCCACAACUCCACAGGGCAGGGCAAUGUGUCUGUUAGCUUGGUCCCUCCAACAAAGAUAGUUGAGUUUGAUGUGGCAGCACAGCAGUCCGUCAUUGAUGCCAAGGACUCAAAGUCCUUCAACUGUCGCAUAGAAUAUGAGAAGGUUGAGAAGGGCGCCAAGAACACACUCUGCAACUUUGACCCAUCCAAGACAUGCUACCAAGAGCAAACUCAGAGCCAUGUCUCCUGGCUUUGCUCCAAACCAUUCAAAGUCAUCUGCAUCUUCAUUUCCUUCUACAGCACCGACUACAAACUGGUGCAGAAAGUGUGUCCAGACUACAACUACCACAGUGACACUCCCUACUUUCCCUCUGGCUGACAUUUCCAUACACUCACAAACUACAUAGUGGUCGAGUGGAGAACAGACUAGGACUUCUAUCCAGGCCAGAGACAUUUGUAUGUUAGCCCUUCUAUCCCUUAACAUGUCCAUAUCAGAGUGUCAGCUAUGCCCAAAUGAUUCCCCUGUUCAAUCUUCUGAAAGAGCAAAGAGCAACUUUCAAUUCUUACAAAAUGUGCUAAUUGUAAACUGCUUAAAAGUAACCUUGGAUUACCAGUUAGAAUUUUAUCCCUUAAUUAUGAUUUAUCCCAGCUGAAUUUUGUCGAAAGCAAUGGCCUUCGGGUCAUCUUGGGUUAGUACUAGUACGAAUUGUUCAUUAUUGAACUCUGCUCUUUCUUGUUGUUAUUUUUACAUCACACUUGUAGUCCAACUGAAUGUUAAUAACCUUGUUUUCUUUUAGCAUAUUUCAAUAUACAGUGUAUUAACUCUUGAUAGUAUAUGGACUGUUUGCCCCUGCUGUACCAGUUUCACUCUGCGUUUUAUUCUGAAUAAUGGAAAAAAGUUAGCUCCUUGUUUAAAAAGAAUGAAAACUAUCCUUCAAAUGUUAUUAGAAAAAGAGGCUGAGGAUGACAACAAAGAUUUGAAUGUGAGUGUGAUGCUGUUAGAAAUGUGAGGUAGUUUAAUAAGUGAGGUUACCAGGCUGGCUUCUUCUACAGCCAGUUGAGAAAACCUGUUAACGACAGACUUUCAGAUAGUGUAAGAUGAUCAGUCCUCGGUCAUCAUCAGAGAGCUUUUUGCGAUAACGAACUUAACCAGCUACUGAGUCAGUUCGAUGACUGGCCUAUAUUUUGAACUGACAAAAUUUCGGAUUAACUGACUGAUCAGUGGGUUCUUGGGGAUAAGACUUGUUCAUUGUCAAUUAAUAUAGCAAAUGUAAUGUAUUGAAUUCUAUAUAUUAGAGCUUAAUUUGUAUGAAUGGUUUGUAUUGUACAUAGUUUAUCCAAAUUAUACUGCUUCUGUAUAUGCCCCAUGAGCUGUGUUUUUGACCACCUCUGCUAAGUCCUCUUGAAAGUCCAUUUAUGCUUGUUCUUGGUUCCUCUAACACAGAAAAUGAUGUUGCAGCCCUAGGUGUGAAUUUCAUGAAAACAGAAAUCAUGUACAGACGAUUUAGAACUGACUAAAUAUAAUAAAAGUAUUGACUUAAAUUUUCUUUACUGGGUUGGGGGAAGGUUUGGGGAUGGAGAUGGAUUAAAGAAAUCAGAAAUUUUAUCAAUUGAA